GUAGUCAAUGAAAUGAAGUCAAAACACACGUCAUAAACCUAUUCAAAGGUAAGUUACUACCCCAAACACCAGCCGUUAACGCAGAGCAAAGAGAUGUCAAUGUGUGAAACGAGCAUAGAAAAGAAAUCAAACGAAAGCGGGAGCUGUGCGAAAUGAAAUAUAUUUGCAUAUCUAGUAACCGAAAUAGCAGUUCUUCUAAAACACAAACACUUUCACAAUGGACAGUGUGCAAACAGCAGCAGACGUGUCUAAUUCUACAAAUCGCAGUCAAUGUUUGCCCCAUGAAUUGCGCCCCUGUAACCUUGUAGCAACAGAUGCUGUGCAAAACACAAGCAGAGCCAUGGUGGCCGGCAGUGAUAGCGAUGCGAUAAUGCAGGUGCAACAACAACAACAACAACGAUUAGUGCAUACAUCCUUACUCUCCGCUACUUUUGUGAAUUUGUGCAUCUUCAUAGCGGGCACCAGCGUGGCUUUCUUUCUCUACGAGUUCCUUCACUUCUCUCCAUAUAGUGCGCUCUUGCGCCAGGCCACUAAACAACUGCAGCAUUUACCUGAUGAGCAUUUCCUGCAGAUUCGCGAUGACUUCGCUCUAUAUGCGACGCCUGGCGCAGGAACAUUGGAUUUGGACGCGUUUAAAGAAAUGUAUAGUAAUUUGAAAGAAGAUGCGAGUGCACAUGAUUCGACAACGAAUGUGAAAGAGGCGCUCGAUUCGCUGAAAUUAGCAAAGGAGAUGCGCGCAUUGGGCAAAAAUGAUAAGGCGGAACGGUUGUAUGAGCAUGCUUUUGCGCUGGCGCCAAAACAUCCCGAAGUGCUGCUGCGGUACGGCGAGUAUCUGGAGCACAAUCAACGCGAUAUUGUGUUGGCGGAUCAGUAUUACUUUCAGGCUCUUAUUCUGAACCCCACCAACACAGAAGCGGUAGCCAAUCGUCAACGUACCGCUGCUAUUGUACAAUCAAUUGACGAACGAAAGCUGAAAUUGCUUGACUUGAAGCGUGACGCACUCUCCGCAGUGCACGAAUCAAAUGCAGCAUUGAGACGCGCCAAAAAGGAGGCUUAUUUUCAACAUAUCUACCACUCAGUGGGCAUUGAGGGCAAUACUAUGACAUUGGCGCAGACGCGCUCUAUUUUGGAGACACGUAUGGCUAUCGAUGGCAAGUCGAUCGAUGAGCAUAACGAAAUUCUGGGUUUGGAUUUGGCUAUGAAGUACAUCAAUGCAAGUUUGGUUAAUAAAAUGGAAAUAACUUUAAAAGAUAUUUUAGAAAUACACAGACGUGUGCUGGGUCAUGUUGACCCGAUUGAGGGCGGAGAAUUUCGUCGUACACAAGUUUACGUUGGCGGCCAUGUUCCACCUGGUCCGGGAGAUUUGGCCAUACUCAUGCAGCGCUUCGAGAUUUGGGUGAAUGCAGAGCAAUCGGUUUCAAUGCAUCCAGUAAAACAUGCCGCUUUGGCUCACUAUAAACUAGUGCACAUACACCCCUUCAUCGAUGGAAAUGGCCGCACGUCGCGUCUGCUUAUGAAUGCAUUGCUGAUGCGCGCUGGGUAUCCGCCCAUUAUUAUUCCAAAGCAACAGAGGCACAAAUACUACCAAUUCCUUCAACUGGCCAACGAGGGUGACAUACGCCCUUUCGUGCGUUUCAUAGCCGAUUGCACAGAAAAAACACUUGAUUUAUACCUCUGGGCGACAAGUGAUUUACCACAGCAGAUACCAAUGCUAGCACGUACGGAAAACGAGUUGGCGAAUGUGGACAAGCUGGUAAAACCGGGAGUGGCCGCUGGGAACGGCGACUUUUUGGCAGCACAGAAAGCAACCAUAUCGUCGCCGGUGGAUAUAUUUCAAUCUGGUUCCGGAGAAAUUCCUUAACAUUUCAUGCAGCUGCUGAUAUUAAUAUAUGCCAUAGAAUUUAGCGGUCAAACGCAGGUCGUAGAUGCACUAAUUAAAAUUUAACUUGAAUGUGGGGUGAAAAUUAGUUUAGAUAUGCAACACCUGACUGUGAUCUGUUAGAAAUGUAUGGAGUUUAGUAAAAACUGGCAUAUCUGACCGUCUAGGAGUCAAGCUGCUG
Molecule: messenger RNA, 2060 nt
Organism: Anastrepha ludens (Mexican fruit fly)
Lineage: Eukaryota; Metazoa; Arthropoda; Insecta; Diptera; Tephritidae
Gene: Fic
Product: protein adenylyltransferase Fic
Exons: 7
Coding region: 218-1861 (547 amino acids)
Molecular function (GO): protein binding
Source: RefSeq, a predicted model, not a curated record